AUGGUAUCGGCAUUCCACUUAUUCUCAGCUCUUCCAACGGAACUCAGGUUACAAAUCUGGAAGGACGCAAUUCGGCCACGUCUGCCAGCGGCGCAUAUUGUACGUGUUCGUGGCUCCGAUGUACCAGAUCGCCCACAAAACACAAUCUUUUUCAAAAGGGACCUUCGUGUAGACCAACAGCUUUCGCACAGUGAUUGUAUUGCGAUUCAAUCAUGGAGCAGAUAUCUUGAUGGUAAUGACCAUGGUAGCGAUUUCGAUAUAUCGGCAUACUUGAUCGAUGCCGGCUUGUGGACAGCUUGCCGUGAAUCAAGACUCAUGAUGCAGGAGAGCUUUUUGUAUCGCGAAUGGCACUACGGACCGUGGGUGGGAUAUCACAUCUCCGGUGGUGCUCCAUUAUAUAUCACGAUCCGUUCCAAUGACCUAGUUAUACUACAGCCCGAUGAACUUUCCCUCGGAAGCUUUGAUGAUGAAACACUGGGCCGCUUGCACAAGCUAGAACACAUCGGAAUCGAGUACAGACCGGAAUGGGGCAUGGCCCGUUACGAAGAAGACGAAGAAAGCGAACAAGCCUUUGGAUUCGCUGAUAUCCUUCGCUUCGCUGAUGUGAUGAGAUAUGCAACGUGCGUUUGGUUGAUCGAUCAUAACCUAAGACGCAAGGUAGAUGCCCCCCCUUAUGUCGAAAGACAUACUACAUUGAGUUGGAUAACCACGGAUGUUUCUUUCUGGGCGGCGGAUAGGAAGUUCUCCAGCAUUGAUCUUGAAACCAAGAAUGAGGACCCCUUAACUCAUUGGGAAUACAUCAACCCCGUUGCAGAUGGAGAUCAUCAAAAGUCCUCCUUGCACUUUGCAGAUCGAAUGCAUAAGGAGUACAUGAACAGACGCAUCCGGAUGCAAGUUGGUGGACCACAAUUUGGGCUUCUUGGGUGGGAUCACCUUUGA
This is a messenger RNA of Fusarium subglutinans, 939 nucleotides long. RefSeq lists its product as uncharacterized. The transcript has a single exon. Bases 1 to 939 code for a protein of 312 amino acids. The record is from RefSeq and is a predicted model, not a curated record. NCBI's taxonomy places the organism in Eukaryota, Fungi, Ascomycota, Sordariomycetes, Hypocreales, Nectriaceae.